Talaromyces amestolkiae is the source of this 1299-nucleotide messenger RNA. RefSeq lists its product as uncharacterized. Gene Ontology annotation, cellular component: cyclin-dependent protein kinase holoenzyme complex; nucleus. The transcript has a single exon. Lineage: Eukaryota; Fungi; Ascomycota; Eurotiomycetes; Eurotiales; Trichocomaceae. Bases 1 to 1299 code for a protein of 432 amino acids. Gene Ontology annotation, molecular function: cyclin-dependent protein serine/threonine kinase regulator activity; protein kinase binding. The record is from RefSeq and is a predicted model, not a curated record. Gene Ontology annotation, biological process: regulation of cyclin-dependent protein serine/threonine kinase activity.
AUGGAACCCAACAUGAACUCCAGCUUCAACUCCAAAAUGCAAUCGUACAACCGAGACGCAUUGAAUGAGUUUGUCAUGCUCCCUGUGUCACGGGAAAUGAUCACCCACCUCGCUAUACAGGCAUCGAAAGUCAUCCGCUGCGAAGGCCAUGUGACCGCAUCAUCCAUGAACCAGCAUGGCCAACCCACACCUCCCAGCACUCCUCCCUUGGAUCCUGCCGACACCCUUCCUCCUCUACCACCACUAGAAGCCUUUAUCUCGUCUAUCGUUCACCGAUCACAAGUCCAGGUACCCACCUUAAUGACUUCGCUGGUCUUCCUUGCUCGUCUUCGUGCUCGAUUACCGCCUGUGGCAAAGGGUAUGCGAUGCACAGUCCAUCGUAUCUUUUUGGCUUCUUUAAUCCUGGCCGCCAAGAACUUGAACGACUCGAGUCCGAAGAACAAGCACUGGGCACGUUACACUGCUGUGCGAGGGUACCCAGGGUUUGGCUUCUCCCUGGCCGAGGUCAACCUAAUGGAACGACAACUUCUGUUCCUUCUGGACUGGGAUACUCGCGUCAAUGAGGAAGAUCUAUUCGAGCAUUUUGAGCCCUUCCUUGCUCCCAUCCGCCGACAAUAUGAGAUUACCGAGCAAAAGGAAGCCAUGGCUCAACAGCAUCAUCACGACUGGUGGCGAUUGAAUGCUUCUGCCGAGUCUCUAGCUGCUCGCCUUCGUCGUCAGAAGCAAGAAAUGCGGGGAGAUGUUGGCUCUUUGUCUCAGCGAAGAUCGCAAUACCUCACCACCUCCACUAUUCAGCAACAACAACAACAACCGCACGCUGUCAGCCGCAAUUCUCCACUGGCCAUGGUCGAGGAUACCGAUCGAUACAGCCCAUAUCCUCGCCGUCGCGCCUCACCCUACCGCAGCGCCAACCGCUCAAUCUCUCCUCCCUCCGUCAAGGAUGUCCCUGCCUUGUCGCGUACGGAAACCAGCAAUUCCUUGGCUCCUUCAUCCCGAUCUUCUAGUGUGGCACCUAGUGUCCGCAGCACGCCUGGUAGUAUCAGCACUUGCUCAUCAUCCGUGGACGAGGUAAUGGUCGUCGACGGAAGUGCCAGCCCAGCCAGCUCGGCGCUCAAUUAUAGCUACGUCAACGUGCAGUCCAUGAAGUCUCAUCCCAAGCAACACCCUUCAAUGCCAACCAUGACGCAGCACCCAAGCAAGAAAAUCAAGACAAGCAACAGCCUGGGAGGUUCAGGUGGUGGUCUGAUGGCUCGUUUCCUCGCUUCUGCCGCCGGCGCCUACCGUCGCAAUGCCGUCUAA